ACAUUUAAAAGCAUUUCAAAAUGAUAAGAGAAAGUUUUUCCAGAAGUAUUGAUAAAAACUGUAUUUCAGAAAGUUUUGCCUUUAAGAUUUAGAAACUUUUACGUUCUUUUUUUGUUCAAUAAAGUUAAUUUUAGAAUGCCAUAGCUAUCAAACUAAUAACGGCUAUAAUUAUGAUUGAAAUUAGUGUGUUUAAACACACUGGACUUUUUGUACUUUUUUAUGGUGCGGCCACGGGAGGGUCAAACCAAUGUAAUCGAUUAGUGUUUUGAUGGCCAGUGCGAGAAAAAAAGCACCUUCAUUAAGUAGUUGAAUAUAGAAAUAGGGAAGUGAGGAAAGGAAUGUUAAUUAAAAGAGAAAAAUGUUGGAAGUUUAGAGUUAUGUAUCUGCGAGUUGUCAAGAAUAGUUAUAGGACAUUUUUAAAUGUCAAUACGAUCUAAUUGCUUGUAAAUAAGUGUAAUUAAAAACCAAUAAAGUCGUUUUUUACUUUGUAAAUCGCGUCUGUGAGCAGCAAUGUCGGUGAUGAAGUGGCUAAAUGCCAGGGCUGUUUUUCUGAUAAAAUUUCGUACACGUUUGGUAAAUCAUGGACAAAGCGUUGGUGUAGGUCGUUGAGAAACAUGUAAAUAGUGGAAUGAUUGAAGUGAGGUAAAUAUAAGUUGUCUGUAUUUACCAUACGCAGGUGUUAAAUUAACGAACUUGUCAACUAACAGCCAUUUUGGAAGUUUGUAAUUUUUACGAAUUGUAGUUGACAUUUGCUGCCGUAAUGUGUGCGGUAAUUUUCAAAUAGUUGAAAAGUUGCUGUAUUUGUGUUCAUGUGAAUCGAGUGUUGUGUCUAUAAUGAAGUUGAAUGAAAUAGGUGUCAUUCAUGAGGAAGUAAGGAAUGUGUUACGUAAAAUGAUUUUAUAUCCUUGGGACGAUAUGUAACGACGACAAGGUGCCGUCAUGUGGUAAGUGGGUGCAGCUUUGAGAGGGCAGCAGCGGGUCGCAUGGCAAGAUGGUGUUCUUGCUAGACAGUAUGUGCCGGCUGUGCAUGUCGCAAGAGGGCAUCCUGUACCCCAUCUUCUACCAGGACGCCAGCGGCGGGCCCACGCACAAUCUCCCCAGCAAGAUCAUGACCUUCGCGGCGGUGAAGGUGUAUGAAGGAGACGGAUUGCCAACAUUAAUAUGCCAGCAAUGCAUACAUCAGGUUAACCGCUCGUACGACUUUAAAAUACAGUGUGAGAAUUCUGACGCAAUGCUACGCCAGUACGCAAGCAACAUGCAAGCGAGUUCGUUUCAGCACUUGACGGGCACGGGGGACCAGGCCUCCGGGGCGAACCCCUCGGUGCCGUCGGAGAACGGGGGCACGAACCCCACCUCCAAGGACAGCGGCACGGACUUCCUGAACGGGUCCAGCAACGGCUCGGUGAGCAGCACCAGCUUCGCCCAGGAGUCUCCGCCGGAGAGCAGCAGCGGAGACACGCCGUACGUGAUCCAGGAGCUGGUGCCCAUGAAGAUGGAGAAGGAGUCUCCGCUGGCGGGCAUCGCCACCUUCACGGCGGUGAGCCCCUCGUCGCAGGUGGCGCGCAUCCACGCGGAGGGCUACAUCCUGCAGGAGCUCAGCCCCACCAAGAUGAGCGAGGCGUGUCCCCCGUGGGUGACCAGCAGCAUGGUCCGGCGGCCCUCCUUCCCGGUGCACGUCAUCCACGGCACCAGCGACGCCUUCACGCAGUACGGCGAGGGCUGUCGGCCCGACGACACCUCGGGGGAGCUCCUCAGGCUGAAGACGGAGGCGGAGGUGAAGAAGGAGCCGGCGGGGGAGUGCGGGGAGAGUCCGGACGGCUACCACUGCCCCAUCUGCGAGCGCCAGUUCCUGGACGGCAAGGGCUUCGAGGUGCACAUCCGCUCGCACAUGGGCAACGGCAACGUGUGCCCCGUCUGCCACAAGCGCUUCGCCGGCAACAACUCGCUGCGCGUGCACGUGGGCAUCCACGCCCGCAUGAAGCCCCACCGCUGCUCCGUGUGCAACAAGUGCUUCGCCCAGAAGGGACAGCUGAAGGUGCACACGCGACUGCACACGGGCGAGCGGCCGUACCAGUGCCACAUCUGCCAGGAGGCCUUCUUCCAGAUGGUCUCCCUCUCGAACCACAUCAAGCGCAACCACACGGGGGAGACGCCCUUCAAGUGCAUGCUCUGCGGCAAGUCCUUCACGUCCAAGAGCGUGCUGACGGGCCACAUCAACAUUCACACGCGUCGGUACGAGUGCCCCGUCUGCCACGACCUGUUCACGCGCAAGAAGCACCUCACCACUCACCUCAAGAUGCAGCAUGCCAAGAGCUGAGGCUUGCCUUAUAGCCACUAUGUUCACCCGGUGGCUAUCCAGUGAGGCUCCGCCCGAGCUCGGUGCUUUUCAUUCCUCAGGUUGCAAACUGCGUUGUCCGAGUGCUCCGUGUGAGCAGAAUUGAGGUAUGUUGUAUUUCCAGUGGCUUAAUCACAGAGUAAUAACUGCAAACAUGAAGGUUUCUUAUCCUCUUGUAAUAUUCUGAUCCAUCACCAUUACUCAUUAUUCCAUCCUAUGCAUAUGUUAGUGUUACAUUUCAUUUCCAACCUUUACAUUGUAUCAGCACAUAGUCUCACGUCUUGCAGGGAGACUUACAAUAUCAGUCUCUAGUUAAGAAGUGGUAAUUAUUUUAACUAUAAUUUAACUCUUUUCCAUUAUGUUUUUUUUUAUUUUAAUUAAAGUAAAAUACAACAUGUAGGAAUGCAAGUAAUCUCAGGGUAACUACCUAACCAGGAAUACUGGUUAACUGAAAGAAUCGUGAAUUUUUUUGCUUUCGAAAAAUCCAUGAGAAAGUCUUUUCGUAAGUCACUGGGAGUUAUCUGUCUGUCUAGGAAAAAGGGAAACAGCUUAGGUGAAAAACUACAUGUUCUGCUGUCAGUUAUGUCACUGUUGACUGCUAUUGUUUAUUGACUCAACCUGCAUGGAUGUGGCAGAUAGAAUCACAGUUAACACACUGUACUAGCUGACUUCAUGCUUCUUUUUUCCUCCUUCUGGUUUUUAAUCUCGGUAGACAACUGCAGUCGCAGCACCACCUUAUAUAUGCAGUGGAAGUGAGCUGUAGCAGACUUGCUUUUGACAGUUCUCCCUAGACUAAGUUUUAAUAGUUCUGAACGUUAGACUUGGAAAAACCUGAAAAAGAAAGCCCCACCCAGGGUGAAAGGAAUGGGUAGUUGACAGUAAUACCGUAUUUACUCGCGUAAAGGCCCCACCUUAACCCAAAUUUUCGACUCCAAAAAAGGGGAGGGGGCCUAUACGCGAAUUUGGAGGAAAAAAUAGAUUUUUCUUUUUUUCAGGUAUGAAAAACUAACAUUUAAUAAAAGCAAAAUGAAAUACCGCCACAACUUAUUUAAACACCAAUUAAAUUUUGAUCGUGCGUCUAGCUAGCCAGCCAACCAGACAAAGGAGUGUUAGAAAUACCAGUACCUGCUCCACCCACUUCCCUUCCUCCUUCACUUCCCCUCUUCUUCCCCGACAACACUCCACUUCAACACAGCGGCAGCGCGCGAGUUCGGCUUUCUUUAUCUUUAUGUCGUUUGAGAUAGGACUAACUGCUUACAUCUGGCAUGCCUCACGGCGGUCCUACUGAGAGCGGACAAACUAUAAUACCAGUCUCUCUAUCACUGCCGCUUACAAAAUCACCUCCCGCCGCUCUUUGAUGCAUGCCAAGCUGCCCUGCCCUCAGAUAAACCCAGAAAAACAUGUUUUUAAAUUUUUUCUCAAAAAUAUUUACAAAUCAAGGAGGGGGGGGGGGGGGGGCGUAUACGCGGGCGGGGCCUUUACGCGAGCAAAUACGGUAUUCACUCCCUCAUUAGAAAGAAUACACAUUUUUGCAUGGACGUUAGUUCACAUUCACCUGUAUUCCUUUUCCUUAAUGUAUUCCUUACAUGUGGUUCUUGCUUGCUGGAACAUUUUCCACGCAUCGGAACGAAAAACGUGCCGUGGGAUCAAAGAAGGAGCAUUUGAGUGGCCAAGCAAGUUGUUGAAUGUUGUUGGUUUUAUAAAAUUAACAGAAUAUCGACAGUGUUCUGGUGUUGAACCCAGAAUCGCUUCAAGGCAGUGCCUACCGCCUGUGAAUGAAAAGCACCCAGUCCAGGCAAAACUUGACUUUGAGGACGUGUGCCGAUUACAAAUAUUGAACAUCUUCUUUAAGCACUUAAAGAGAAUAAUUUUGAGUGGUGUUGGUUGUGUGGCCAUGGCUUGCGCACUGCGUGUGAGCGGAAACUCUCGUUGCGUAUAACAUAUCAGGAACCGCACACGUGCUACGGAGCUGAUGUGCACGAAAUUUAAAUUUGCAUUUGGAUCAAGCAGUUGGCCAGAAGUUGGAGGAAUGCGAUAUCAUUCGACAAUAUUGUUGUGAUGUGCGAAUUUUGUAUGUUAUUCCACAUAUUUUGUAAUAUUUUUUUUGUUUUUGUAUUUUAAUUUUUUUUGUUUUAUCAAUCAGUACCUAAUUAUUUUGUGAGGUUGUUAGUAAUGUUAUAUUUUCCCCCCCCAUAGUUUAACACUAGUACAAAAUAGUUAUUUUUGCUGAAUAUAACAAUAUAAUUAAUCUCAUUGCUAUCUUGUUAAUAGUGUUGCAAAAAGUGGGAAAAAAAACUUGUGUAUUGCAGCAAAUUAAAAAAAAAAACUUGCUCCAAACUAAGUGUUAUAUACAUGUGUACUUAUUAUUUUGUAAUUCCAAGCUGUUUACCAGAUACAGAGAUUUUAGAAUUAUGUUCACAUGUACUUGUUUAAACCUCUUUAUUGUGAGGUUUGCAUUUUAUAGCAAAUUUUUGAUUGGAGAACUGGGAAAUUAUGUUGGCUUCUAUUGAUGCUCAUAAACUGUCAGUGAUAAAUAAUUUUUGUGUUGUUAUAAUUUCUUCGUAAAAACUUCUCAUACGUACUACAGGUUAGUUUUUAAAGUUACCGUUGAAAGUAUUUUAGUUUCUAGAUUGUAAUAAGUUCCUUCAAUUUUCAACAUACUGAUAAAUUCAUUACAAAAUUAGCUUGUGAUGGUUAAUAACUAUCAUUAAUAUUUAAAAAAAAACUGUUCUUGAUAAAUAUUGGUGCAUUUUUAUACAUACUUGAAGUUGUUUCAGUAAUAAUCAAAUUCUGAAUAAUAUUAAUGAUUAAUGAUUUUCAAGAAUUUCAGUGUUAAAAUUUGCUGUGUUUAUGAUGCAAAUACAGUUUACCUGCUUUUUAUAUUUCAGUGAAUUUAUUUGUAGUAUUUAGCUCAAAGAAUAUUAUAUUUACAGCAAGAAAAAUUUUUGUAAACAUUUUGACACAUGUUAUGCUGUUAUACGAAAUUUCAUACAUGCAUUUUUAGAGGAAUUAAAAGAGCUAAUUUCAAGAUUGUGUGAUAUUUCAGUGAAGGAAUUGUAUUUGCAGCAUAUUUAAAUAGUUUUAGAAUCAUUUUGUAUGAUUUAAUUAGGUAGUGAAGUGCCCGUUAAAUUAAUCAAGCAUGCAAUUUUUUUGUGGUUUUAGACUCUUUAUAAUGCACACUUACAUACUACACAUUUUUAUCAUGUGGGUGACAUGAUUUGAGAUAUUUUAUACUUAUCUGAUAAAAAUAUGAUACCUAAUACUGUUAUUACCCAUAUCAUCUAACAUAGUUUUUAUAAGAACAGAUUAAGUAUUUGUGUGUUCUUUUUUGUGUAUUCAACCGGUCAUAUUUUUUUUAUUUUAAUUAACUGUGCACAUCAGUUUUUAUGUUUGCAGGGUUGAGUUUAGCAUGAGUACCUAUCACCCUGGACAAUAGUUACCAUCUUCUUGGUAGUGAAUUCAGUUUAGCAACUACAAAUGGCAUCCCUUGUUAUUGUAAUCAAAGGGUGGAGCUCUAGAUAGCCUGGAGUCGUGCAGGAAACCCUGCCGAAGAAGCUUGCGAAAUGCCAGAAGGUCUGAGAGGCUGUUACAACUAGACGUAAGAUGGUACAUAUUGGAGUGAUAGUCUCUAUCGUAAACAACAUUCGUAGUCAGUUUGGCUCUUGGUGUCUAACAGUAAUUCUCCUUGACUGCAGUUUGUAAUAAGUUUCUUGUCUUUUUCCACUAUACUUGGCAUACAAACUAAGGGUAGCGACACAGUCUGUUUUAUAGCCUUAAGCUGGUGUUAAAAUUUUUUUGAUUAAUUUAAUUGCAGUUUCAGUUUUGCUGGAGUUUAUUGGGAUUAUUGUAUUCUUUUGGCAAAUAGAUUCUUUGAAUGCUCCUAGCAAUGUACCUAUGUAUUUGAUAAUAUUUCUGCUUUUUUUUUUAACCUAGAACAUACUGAUUUGGGUUUUCUACUUUUAAUACUUCCAAUUUUUUUUUAUUAUUCAUUCAGUUAUUUGAGCAGAGUUCUUUUCACAGUAUCAAUGGUUCCUAAAAAUUACGUACAUGUAAAUUUCCUGAGUUUUUAGAUUUGGGACUGAAAUUUGGAUUUUACUGUACUUUCUGUGAAAUAUUUACCUGUUGAAUAGUAUUCAUCAGUUUUCUACUCUCCUGAACUACAAUGCUAAAACUCGAAGAAAGAUUGCUGCAUCUCCAUUUCAAAACAAUCAACGGGUAGAUAACAGGCAUGGGUGUGCUGAAAGAAAGGGAAAUGAAAUGUUUGAAUUUAGAGUUUGAUACAUUUUUAUUAGUUACAUAAAGCUAAUUUUUUAAUGUCAUUUAUAGUGACAAGUCAGUGUGAUAAUUAGCAUGUAUGUAGUUUCAUGGUAACCUGAUGGUGAUAGCUAUUCCUUACUGGUAUUUUAAAUUAUAGAUUUUUAAAAAUAAUUUUAUUUUAUGUAGUUGAAAUAUUCAAACAUGCUUUUGAUUUUGAAAUGCAAACUUAUUCAAUAGUGAUAAUUGUUAGUUGUUAUGUGGCCAUUUGGUUUGUUUAAAUAUUUUUAUUGAUAUAAGCAAGUGAUAAGCUGUUCAUAAAUUUUUGGCGUAGUGCAUCCGGUUGAAAGCAUGUUUGCACAUUCGUAACUCUUACUGUUAUGCACAAACAGUCUAGAUAUGCUGAAUAAUACUGCUCACUUAUGUAAACAUAACAGAAUGUGAGUACAGACAAAAGGCAGUAAUCAAGUAUUUAUUUUAAUCACAUUACUUAUUGAAAAUUUCCUACUCAUUGGUUAGUGCAGCUGUGUGUGUUGUAUUUUCUUGUUUGUACCCUGUUUCAAUAAUCAUUGUGUUCAGAUGAUUGCUGUUUGCAUUUUAAAAUGAACAAGUCAUGGAUUGUAUUCUAAAAUCCAACAUGUCAUACAAAUUAUCUUUAGUGUGCUGAUACUAAAGUUUAAUGCUUUCUUGGGAAGUUUAAACUGCAUUCUUCCUUCCACUGUUAACGACUCCUGAAUAGUUCUCCAGAAUUAACAUUGAGGCACAAUCUGUAACCAAAAUAGUUAUAGAAUUUGAAGGGAGAACUCUUGCCAAUUUUAUUGAUCAAUUGGAGUAAGUUUUGUACUACAGAAUCUCAGAUUUUGACUGCUGGUAAUCAUAGUUGAUUACAAAGGAUAUACAUAGACACACACAUACAUAUAAUUGUAAUUAUGCUAGUUAUGUUCUGAUGUACUAAAAUCAUUUACACCUGGGCAAAUCAUCAAAAUAUUUUACUGGUUGCUAGUCACUUCCACUAGUGAGUCAUGUGGGGAUUUCAAGUGUUGCAGGCACACUGCUUUGGGUGGGUGCAAAUUUAUUUGGAGUGUGUUAAUUCUGUUGAUUGCAGUUUUAAUCUAAAUAUUUGCUUCACAAGUUUUGAUGAGCUAUAUUUGAUUAGUUGUUCAAAUACCAAUAAUGCUUUGUUACAUUAUUCUAAGGAGAGAUAUGUUGAAUGUGCGGUUGAAUACUUUCUAAUGUUGUUGGGGUGGUCCACAGAUCUGUGUUUUAAAUGUUGAUAAAUUUUCUGUAGUAUAGUUAAAUCAUAAAUUUUUUUACAUCACUUUAUUUUAGUAAUUCCUUGUAAAAUUUAAAAAAUAUGAUGAAGCAAGACUGUAAUGUUAGUGGUUGGAGAUCAUGUAAAUGUGUGUAUAUGCACGGGCAUUUUGGUGGAAACUCACGGGUUCUUUAUUUUUCAUAUACUUGCCUUUACAAUAGACUGGAAGACAUACAAAGAAAUAGUAAUUAAUUCUGUCCUCAGGUCCAUCCUGUACAAAUCCAGAUUUUCUUACUCUGUCCACAGAUUUUAAUUUUAAAGAUGUCAAUAGCUCUGUAUAGUUAGGUAGGUACAUAUGUAAUAGUUGUAUGACAGUGUUCCCACUAGUUCCUGAUAGUGGUUAACAUUACACAUGCCUUACUUGUGUUUAUUUUGUGAUGAGUUUGUGGUGUUGAAACCUGUAAUAACUGUUCAAUUUUUAAUUGUUAAUUGUUUGUGACAUUGUGCUGCUGCAGACUCUCUUAGUCAGAUACAUUCAAUCCACUAAACAGAAUGCAAAACUGGGUUUCACAGAAACUGAGAGAAUCCGUUUGCAGGAACCUCCGUGUGAAAAAUGCUCUGUUUUAGCUUUGUCAAAAGAUUUCUUUUCUUUUCUUAGAACUACAGAAAUGUUUUAUACCAUUGAAUGCACGAGAGCAUUUGAUUUUUCUUAUCAGUUUCCUAACAUUUUUUGUCCAGGAACUGAGUGAAGUACAUUUACUUGAAUAUAAGAUGCCUUCAAUUCUAAGACACUUUUUUUUUGACACUAAAGUUUCUCUAAAAUAAAUUAUUUACCUGCUAAUAUUAGAUGCACUUCAAUUUACGUAACACAUUUAUUUGUUAAAGGUGAAUGAUAAAAAUAUGGCUUUUAGUUUUUUUUAACUACUUUCCUAACCCAAACAGUUCUGCUCAGUAGGUUUUGUCCUGGUUGUCUUAACAUCUAGCUGCUUCAAUCUUUAGUGAGACAAGGUUGUUCUUUGCCAUAGAAAGUGCUCAUCCUUCAGAAAUAAACACAAGCCUUGCUUACAUGUUGUAUCUAUAGCAAUAAUUUCAUCUUUGUGAGACAGUUAACUAGCUAGCUGUCCCUAGUUCUUAUCACAUCCUUAUCUACCAUCUUGCUAAAUAACCUGCUCCAUUUAUACUGACACAGGAGUUGCAAGUGCAGGAAGUUAUCAAUCACCCUUGAUGGUGGCUGCAGCAAGGCACACUGAAAUGUCGGGCACAUCGUCACUUACAAGCACUUUGCCUCAGCCCAAAAGCAGUUUUUGUAUUUAAGGUUUAUUUAAAUUUUCUUUGUUCAUUAACCCUCACACACAGAAACAUCUCUGUACGUUCAAGGAUUGUGAAUCCUGAAGUCUCCUGUCCCAUGCUUUAGGAGUGUGGAAAUGCUACAUAGAAUCUGUAACAUGCAAUCGGUAAAAAAUACAUGAACAUAGCAAAUACUGCAAAAUGUUUGUGAGCAUUCCACACAUCAGGGGUCUGUUGCAUCUCAUUGGACGUAACUACUCUAGUGAUAAACGAUGAAAUGCUGGACUUGUUCAUUGCCAUUUAUGUCUCCUCAGCAUGCUACAUAAUUACCCACAGGUUUGACGUAUAUUUGAGCUACAAUUUGAUUUACUGUUUAGUGAAUUCAUCUGUACUUUGAGGUGUCUGCAAGCACAGUUUGUUCCACUUUACUUAGUUAAAUAGGUGACAAUUUUAAGAGUUUUUUUAUUUAGUUUUAAAUAAAAAUAUGAAGACCAUUAUUUUUUACAAAAUAGGUGAUAAUUGUUAAUCAUUCCAGCAGUACUGUUGCUUUGCAUUUACUGCAUAGUUUCUAAACUCGUCGGAAUCUCAGUAACUCAAACUUGAGGCAUGAUAGGCUUAUUUUGGGUUGAAAAAAUUCUCUCACUUAGCUAUUUCAGUGACUGUAAACACAUGCAAAGGUUUUUCUCACCAUGUAAAACUCAGGAUGUCAUGUUCUAGGCUGAUAAAUGAACCGAGAUGAUAUUAGGAGAUGUAUUUUUAAUGCAACACAAAUGCAUCUUAACAUACCACAGUCUUAUUUAAUUUACCACUGCAGAUAUCUGAUGGUCACGAAAGUCGGAAAGAACUGAAGGACUGGUCACGAAGGUCAAGGAAAAGUCCUGAAAUAAACAGUAGUGGAUCUGAGAGUCACGAAACUUAAGUUUCCAGCAGCUUUGAUCUAAGUUGCAUUAUUUUCUUUUGACACCUCACUUUGAUUAUAGUCACACAUAAAUAUAAAUACAUUGAGUCCCAGAAACUCUGCAUGUGAUAACCCGGCAGUCCGGAUGACUUGGCCACACCCUGGCAGGGCGAGAAUACCCCAUGCGCAGACCCCAAUGUCCCACAUUUUUUGUCUCGUGCCACCAUGUGUCUGGCACCGGCGUGCUCAGCCUGCAGCCUUUGCCAGGGUUACUCGAUUUCUUAACCGCGUUGCGUAACUCAAUGUGAGUGACUGUGCUGUUUCACAGUUUGUGGGUGAUGGCAUCUUCCAUUUAAAGAAUACAAGUGAACUUGUCUAUGGAGCAAAAGUUGCAGGCAUUAAAGAGACUGGAUAGGGGAGAAAGUGUCGUUACAGUGGCUAAAGACUUGGGAUUCUGCAAAAGUACUCUUGAAGACUGCGGACAGAAAUCGAGUCGUGGUGUGUUAAGAGAAUGCGUACAGAAAUAUUGAAAGAAAGGAAAAGUAUGAAGGAAAGUGACUUUGAAGUAAAUGAAGCACUUAACAUUUGGUUUCGCUAAAUAAGAGAGAAGGGCAUGCCAAUUAUUGGGCUAAUCUGGCAAGAGAAGGCCUUGAAAUUUUAUGAAGAAUUUAAAAACGACAACGAUCUUAAAUUUUUUUACGAGCACUGGCUGGCUUGAUCGUUGGAAGAAACGCUAUGGAGUCCGGCAGCUUAGUAUUUGUGGGGACACGGAGGGUAUGUCUCAGUUUAAGGGAAACUUUCAGAAAUGUAUCUAAGUUGAAGGUUAGACUGGAGAGCAAUUGUACAGUUGUGAUGAAACAGGUAUUAAUUUUAAACUGUUACCAGCGAAAAGUCUUGCUUUCAAGGAAGAACAGUCAGCCCAAGGUUUUAAAAGGAGCAAGGAGAUGGUAACAAUCCUAGCAUGCAGUAAUGCAACAAACAGGUGAGCACAAAUUAAAACUUGCUCUAAUAGGAAAUCAAAGAAACCAUGUGCGUUGGAGCACUUUGGUAUGGACAAACCUUCAGUUUGGUACCCAAACCAGUCACAUGCCUGUGCAAUUUUCAAAGAAUGGUUCAAAGAAAUAUUUGUUCCAGUGAUUAAGCAGUUUUUAAAAUAUAAAAACCUGCCACAGAAGGCUACUUUGAUUUGGGACAAUGCGUCUUCGCCCCCAGACAUCUAAGAGUUAAAAAAUGGGGACAUGCGAGUAAUGUUUUUACCACCCAAUGUCAGUGUUAUGCCAGCCAAUGGACCAAGGAGUUUUGGUUAGUCCCAAGAGAAGAUACAGGUGUAAGCUGUUAUCCUCCCUUCUUUCUGCAAACGAUGUUGUUGGAUGGGUGGCGGAUGCCUGGAACUCCUUGAUCGCAAGGGAAAUGAGUUAGUUGAACAUGAUGACGCAGAAAAUGUAAACUUACUCGACCUCCUGAAAAGAGUUCCUGGAUAUGCUGAAGCUGAUGAAAAUGACGUCUCAGGCGCGGUGCACACAAGAGCGAUACGAUAGACGAUGCGAUAAACGAUACGAUACGCGUCGCGACGUGAAUACGACAUGGUUCCAUGGAAUGUGUGGCAACUAUAUGGAAGCAACGUAAGUAGGUGCACACUAGCGCGAUAGCGAUACGAUAGCAAUACCGAUCGGCGUCGUAUCGUGGAGGCUACACAGCGUGCUGGUCGCGCCAGGCAACAGUAUCGCUUCGUGUUCCCUUCACGAAACAUGGCGGGUUCGCAGGAGGAUGUUGUUACGAUGAUUGCAUCUAUCAAACAUGUAGAAAACAAACCUUGUUUGUGGAACUACACCCUCAAAACGUAUUCUAGGACAGAUGCCACUAGUUUGGCAUAGAAAAACAUAGCAGAAGAAAUGAAAGACACAGGUAAAUGACCCAUUAGGGUCAAGAAAAAAAAAAAGAAAACCCUAUUACCUUGCAGCACAUCUUGCUUUCCUCCGUCCCUAUAUGAAGGGAACGACUACGUCAGGAAAUGCAACCGUACAAGUAUGGGAUCACUACGAGGAAUCAAAAUCGUCAUGCAUGGCAGAUAGACAGUGAUUUACAACAAUCAACAGAUAGUGUCAUGGAAGUAUCAUUGGGUAUGCCAGAGGGUACACAUUAAGAUGUGGAUUCUGAAAUUCUUCAACAACCCCACGUGUCAAAGAAGAGGAAAGUGGUAACCCCUACACACGACAUGGACAAAGAAUUUGUUGAAUGGCUUGCUUCGAAAAAAAGAAGAAAGAACUAGGAAACUGGAAAACGAAAGCGAACAAAAUGAUUCUGACUGGCUGUUUUUAAGGUCGUUGCUGCAUGAUUUCAAGAAACUGGAUGACAGGCGCAAAAGAAAUCUUAAAGCGAAAUAUAUUCUACAGCUUAACGAACAGUUGAAUGAUGCUGAGAGAGAAGCAUCAGGCAUGUUUUCUUCACAAUGUGAUCCGUCUGCUUACAGUACUCCACAUGAGAUACAUUGUCCUAUUCCAACCACUGUACUCUCAGCCAACAACGUUCACACAGUUUCACACACUGAUUGUUUACCCAAUAACAUCGACACAGUUUCAUUAACUGUAUUGCGUUAACAUUUGUGUGAUGCAAGUAGUGUUUUUUUUUCUUUGUUUUGACUGUAUUGUAUUCUCUUCUUUUGCUAUACAUAAUAAAUGAAUGUUUACACUAUAUACCGCAACUUACUCUAUGGCCUCUUAAUGGCUAAUAACAUAGUUUACUUACCUUAAUGUAAUAAGUAAUUUCUCAGCAGGUGAAACAGCAAGCCUGUAUUUAGUGUCUUGGCUUCGCAGUUCCUCUGAAACUAGCUGCUCCAGAAUGUGAAACGUUUCUGUGCUCAUCCUAUACAUUUCAUGAAAUUUUUUCUUUUGUUUUGUCGUAGUUCUCGGCCAACCACAGCCGAACUAUGUUUAAUAUUCAUGACAUACGGAUGUACCCAGUACUUCCUUGCCCUUUUCCAUUUACGAAUUUUUAGGUACCUGUAAGCCACUACAACAUCCUCGUCAGAAGAACUCAUCAUUACAAAUGAGGCCUUUAUCGCUUUCUGUAUUGCCUGUAGCAUUGCUCUGGUGUGUACCUGAGAGUUGACAAGAUAAAAGUUGCGUCGCGCAAAGCGAUCCCACGCUUAUCGCAUCGCCUAUCGUAUUGCUCUGGUGUGCACCGCGCCUAAGAGUAGUUCCAAGUGAUAAAACAUUGUCUGAUGCAGAAAUUAUUGCUGCUGUCACAGUUAAUGAAACAAUGAUGGAAAAUGAUGUUGAUGUUGACGUUGAGGACUCCACCAUACAAGCUCCAUGGUGAGCGACUAAAGGCUGUCGAAACCACCCUUCGGUUAUUUUGAGCAACAAGGUGCGUCUGUAAUGGACUUCCUGUUCCUUCGUCGUCUUCGCAAUGAAGCAGCAAAAUGCAGAGUGCAGUGCUGAAGACAACAGGACAUUACGCAUUUCUUUAAAAAAAAGUAGCCAGGUUUUGCAAAGACGGCUAGUUAAUGUUUAUUACAGACAGCUUUAUGCCUUCAUAAAAUAUUUUUCUGGGAUUUGUCUUAUCAUGUAAAUUACUCUACACUGUUUAUUCAUUAAUUUUCAUUUUCAUGUAGUAAAGGCUCUAUGCCUUCAUAAAGUACGUACUUUUCCUUUGUUUAUGGGUAUUUGGGCAGUUUAUUCUCUGUUGUAUUCUGAAGCAAACAAUACAUUCAAGUACAGUACUGUAUUUUCUGAGGAAACACUCGUACUUAUUCUUUUUCAACCCCAUUCCAGAAUACCCGGCAUUUUCACAAAUUCGGCCACCCUUCAGUCCACGUUAGGCGGAGUUUUCGGGACUCCACUGUAGUUGGAUGGAUACUGUCUACUGCAAUCAACUUGGCUCACCAUGUAGGUAGGCACCCUGCAGUGGGUUAGUUCUGUGUGCUCUGGUUUUUGAACCUAAAGCCAUGACCCAAAUUAGAGAGUUUAUUAGUGAGGGAUGUGGUCCAGUUUGGGGGAACUUAAUAAUGCAAUUUUUAGUUCUGUCUUCAGAAACAUCUUGUAGUGACAGUAGGUAAUGCAUAUAGCGUAAGGACAAGAUAUAAUGGUGAAUUGCCAUAGAAUAAGCCCUGUACAAAAUUUAAAUUUUCUAAUAGAAUAAUAAUAUUUUAAUUAUCAUAUUCAAUUGGAUUUCGAAUACUAACACUUCUAAAUAAUGAACAUUCAGUUUUUGAUGAUAUAAACAGAGCAUACCUCGUGAGUUUGUCAUUUUCGUGAUUCAAACACCCAGUUAAGAAUGAUUUAACAGGGCUGUAUAGUCAAAAACAUGAACAGUACUUGGCAUUUUAACAAGCAAAAAGUAUUUGGAGUUCAGUUACUAUAUCAUAAAACAGUAGCGGAAUGAAUCGUGUGACGAUUCAAAAUACUAUUUGGAGGAUUUCAUACUUGAAAACAAACUAUUAUUUCUGUUUGUUUCAUCACACUUACUUGUAGAGGGAAGAAAUAGAUAAAAGUCAGAAACCAUGGACUACAACACAAAACAUGGACCCUCUGCGAUGGUCAUUAAAUAGGCCUGUGUGAAUAUUCAAAUACGAAUACGAAAAAUAAAUUAAGCAAACAUAAAUAAUGGUUCCAAAUUUAGGAAAAAAUUAGCAGAAAAUGUGUUUGUAAUAUUGCUGAACUAAUAUACAAUUUACCUGGCUGCCAUUAAUAAUGAAAGUGUGUGCAUUACUAUGGUUUAAAUGAGUAAUUAUAAGCAAUUUUCAAUUGCAUGAUUUAAAAAAAAAAUAAACUUUUUCGUGAAAUUGAUUGAAUUUUGUGGUUCACGAAAACUUUCUGGAUCAAUAUUUAGAGUAGCUGGUUAUGAAAAAUAAGGCAAAUAAAAACUAAAAUUAAAGGUUGGAUAGGUUAGGUUAACUGUAAAAAACAUAUUUUUAUCAUAAGUUAAAUAUUCUAACAUUCGUUAUACUUAUAUAACUUUUGUAGCUGACUUAACCCACCUUUCACUUUAGUAUUAAUUAUUUACACUCCAUAUUUACCUUUUUUCCGCAAUGAAUGUGUUACAUGAUGCAAAAAAAAUUGUGCAAUUAUAUUUCUCAUGUUUACUAUUCAAAUUCAAUAUUCAUAUUUGUGAGUAAAUUGGCUCAAGAUAUUUGUGACAAAUUGUUUAAUUAAACAAAUACAGCUUGUACAACAAUUGAAAUGACAUGAUUUUGGUUUAAUUGGUGUUUGGAAACAUAUUAUCAUAAUAUUUAUGUAAGUUAGUACCAUUUUUAUAAAACAACAAAUUAAAAAAAAACCUCUUGAUUAUGAGGAUUUUUUUUUUUUUUUUUAACAAAACAGCCCAAAAUAAGCCGGAAUAUCUUGUCUCUACAAACUCAUCUUAACUUCCAGUUUACGAAUUUGUUUCCUUAAGCAGCAGAUAAAGUAGAUGUUUAUCUGACAUUAUUAUUUAACAAAAGUAACAUAUUUUAGGGAGUGGUUACUAAUAAACUUAAUUUUAUUGCAAGCCUGUGUCAUUUUCAUGCAAAGUUAUUUUUUACUCCUAACUCGAGGAAUGAGUAUUUCAGUUACUGAUGUUUUUGGAGGAUUAGAAAAAUGUAGAAUGGUAAGUUUUAUUGACAAUGUAGUGACAUUUUAAUUUUAUUCAUAGCUAUAAAUGUUCUUGGUGACUAUGUCAUGUUAAUGUUCAUGUUUAUAUUUUCAUAAACUUCUGUGACUGCUUAUAUAUUUUUAGCAAUAGUAGAUAGUUUGCAUUUUGUACUAAAUGAUUAGUUUGUAUGUUAUGUUAGCCAUUACCUGCAAUACAAACAUUAUUUUAUUAGUAACUAUUAAGCAAAAUAGUUUAUCUACCAGUUGUGCUAUUGACUUGUUCCCUAGGAAGUAAGUACAUGUUGUAAUUUCUGUCUCAGAACAGUGUAAGCUACCUCAGUUUAAGACAGGUUAAAGUUUUUAUCAGAUCCAUAGUUAAUGUACACAACAAAUACAAGGGUUUAAAACUUUACUUUUUCUCGUUUGAUUUGGAACUAAUUAAUUGGAAUUAAUUUUGGAUGAACUGAGAUCUUCAUGGUAUUAUCCGAAUGUUUCACCAUUGUCCACGCAGAAUUAUAUUUAUUGUGAAGGUUUCAUAAUGUGAAAAAUUAAAAUUGAAGCAUGUGUGACAUUUCCUGUAUUUAAAUUACUUCAUUAAAACCUAAAAAAAAAAUUAAUGUAAAAUGAGAUAUUUCUCCACUGGAGUUCUUCAUAGCAAUGUACAAUAUGAUUCAGCUACAUUACAAAGAUUUGUGAGUACCAAAAAUUGAACGUAUCUCAGAAGUGUGUCAGAAUUUAGAUGUGUUAUAGUGGUAAUUAAUUAUAGGUAGUAAGUCCUUGUAUAAUGUACAGUUUAAUUAAAUUUAGUAGUGUUGUUAAGUGUCAUCAAUGAAAACUUAGAUGUUAAUGGUUUUUUAAUUAAAUAUUUUAUAAGUUUCACUUUGCACAAAUGUCUCAUACAAAUUUGUUUUGAUAACCUAAAUUUUUUUAAAGGUUUUAGAUUGUUGUAGAGAUAUUUUGAUUUAGCUAUAUUUUUACAGUUAUAGGUAAAAUCAGACAUUAGUUAUGAUUUUGUUGUUCAAGAUGGUUCGAAUAAUGUCUCAACAUUUGUUAAAAAAAAAUAGGGUUAAAAAAAGUGUAAAAAUUUCAUCAUAUUUAUAUUAGUUAUUGCUGCAUAACUGUAUGUUUUGUGGUAGUGCCAAUUUUACUGCAAAGGAAGUAGAAGUGGAAUUUGUGGAACAGACAGGAUUGCAACAAAUAUUUUGUCGUAGGAAUUGUGUGGCACUUUAUUGCUUUUAUUGCUUUAUUGCUUUUUUUGUUGCUAUUUUUGAUUUAGCAAGUCAUCAUAAGCAUUAGCUUACACUUUUUUUGUUUUUAAAUAAUUGGAAAUAUGUUCAUCUAUGUAAUUUGCUACCCAUUAAAAGCAGACAUUUUAGCAUAUUACUCAAACAUAAUUUUUACAUGCUUUAUAUUAGCUUCACCUGUAUGUUUGUCUGUCCGUCUGUAACUCUGUCUGUCCGUCUGUAACUCUUUCGACUAAGAGUGAGUGACUCAUCACAGUAAAAUGUCCCACCCAUUUCAUUACGUUCGUUAGCCGAGCGGUCUAAGGCGCGCGACUUCUGUGACGUCAGCUUUCGGAUUCAAAGAUCGUGGGUUCUACUCCCGGCCACGCCGAAAAAAAACAUGUUUUUUUUUUUUCCCCCGGUAAAUUCUAAUAUUAUAUCCAUACAUCUAACUGCAAAUGAUUCGUAGAGACUUUACCAUUUCUUUGUGACGUUGCAACUCCAAAUAGUUAUCUCAGAUGGUAAUAGGUAGUGUCGGUAACUCAUUUCCCUAUGAUAAUUAUACAUAAAUAUAGUUUAAAAAACUAAAAAAACAUGCUUUUAAAGAAUA
Bacillus rossius redtenbacheri is the source of this 17429-nucleotide messenger RNA. RefSeq names its product zinc finger protein 674-like. The transcript is spliced from 4 exons. Gene Ontology annotation, molecular function: DNA-binding transcription factor activity, RNA polymerase II-specific; RNA polymerase II transcription regulatory region sequence-specific DNA binding; zinc ion binding. Gene Ontology annotation, cellular component: nucleus. Gene Ontology annotation, biological process: embryo development; urogenital system development; regulation of transcription by RNA polymerase II. Bases 992 to 2317 code for a protein of 441 amino acids. The record is from RefSeq and is a predicted model, not a curated record. Lineage: Eukaryota; Metazoa; Arthropoda; Insecta; Phasmatodea; Bacillidae.